This is a messenger RNA of Dermacentor silvarum, 2081 nucleotides long. RefSeq lists its product as uncharacterized. The transcript has 15 exons. Lineage: Eukaryota; Metazoa; Arthropoda; Arachnida; Ixodida; Ixodidae. The record is from RefSeq and is a predicted model, not a curated record. The coding region runs from base 160 to 1956 and encodes 598 amino acids.
CACAGCUGGCGGCUGGCAGCAAAGCGGAACAUGCUCGCAUUUAGCGCUGUGCCCAUGCAGUCGGUAAACGUGGCACUCAGGCGGCUCGAGUACCGCCAUUUGACCUCUGCUUCAUAGCACGCGAACACUGGCGGCGGCGAAAUAGAGGACUCCAAGAGCAUGGCAAGAAAAUGGUCCUGGAUUGUCGGUUGUUGCGUGCUCUGCAUCCCCCUGAGCAUAUGGCCCUGCGAAGCCCUCGAAAUAUUCGAAAGCGUCAUCAACGCCCGCAGACUGGAGCUGAUUAAGAUGAAGGCUUGGCAUUGGGACCCGUUCCUACGUCGCCUCAACGCCAGCAUGCACAGAAAACAUAACGUGAACACCAAGUGCCGGGCCGACAUGCAGAGAUUCGUCGACGCCAUGAUACUCCGUCAAGUACCGGGUCUUCAGCUGCUGGACUCCCAGGGCUCCUUCCCGACGGGAGUACUCCACGGCGCAUUGGCCGAGAUCGGUUCGCACAAGGAGUGCUUCGCCGCGGGAAUCGUUCACGAGAGGGGUGCCGUCAUCGCGAGGAAAUUUUGCUCGCUCUAUGUCUUCAACGCCGAUCCGCUGCCCAUUUUUCCGGCGCUCAGCCAGAAUGAGCAAAAGAACGCUAAGAUGUUCGCCUUCCAGCAGUCAGCGUUGAAGAUAGGCGCCUGCAUCCCGUCAUCGUGCAGCGACGACGACUUCACAAUAAUCAUAAACGAAGCACUUUCGGAGUGGAAGCUGUCCAGCUUUGUUUCCGCCUGCGACCACAAUGUUCCGCCCGACGAGCCGUCCAUCUUUGUCAUUUUUAUUCUGGCAGCGUUCGUGACCACGGUGGUACUGGCGACUGUUCUGGAUGUGAUCAAUCGACACAAACUCACCCUCGGCGACCAAGCGCCGGCAGACUCAGAUGCUGCAGGGAGCCGCUUUCUGGCGCGACUCCAGACACUGUCCCUGCUUCGGACUGCGCGUUCCACGUUCCGCAUGGAAGGCGGCGGAGUCGGCGGGAAAGGGGAAAGACUCGACAUCUUCAAUGGUCUACGCGUCAUCGGCCUGGUGUGGGUGAUCGCCAUUCACACGCACAUCUACAUGGACGAAGCGCUCAUGGACAAUAACGACGAAGUAUACGAAUUGUCGAGAACACUGGCACGGCAAUUCAUUGUUAACGCUACUAUGAGCGUCGCAAUUUUCACGACAGUCAGUGGCUUCAUGCAGUGGAUGACAAUUUCAAAACGAUCAGACGAAGAGCACGGCAAGACUAGUUCGGUUCGCAAUGGUACUUCACAGGUACCUCAGGUUGUUCCCGCUUGUGUGUGUGACGGCAUGCUUCCACCACUUUGUGCCGGUUUCGGGGUACGGUCCCCUCUGGGCCACCUUCGGCGAACUGCGCAAACGGGCCUUUCCCGACCACUGGCCAUACUACAUCACGGGAAUGCUCAACCUGCUCGAUUUGGAAAACAUAUGCAGUCCUCAGCAUUGGUAUACAGCAUUGGACUUUCAAGUUUUCACAAUCAUGCUCUACUUCACACGGAGAUUAAAAAGGACUGGCAGCAAACGGCCGCUUCUCGUCAUCAUGGCGCUGUCGAUGUUGUUCACCUACGUCCAGAAUCAUAUGCUGGAACUUACUCCCGGACUUUUGUACUACACUCCUCUGGGAAGACACAACUAUGCAGGUUUCGUGUAUUACAUGCCGUACACCCACAUUCCGAGCUACUGCGUCGGAAUUCUCGCCGGCUACUACUACACGAAACAGCCUUCACGGAGACUGUCCAGGCGGAAAGUGGCCUUGAUGUGGGUGGCAGCGGUAGCCGCCAUCGGGUUUUCCCUGUUCGGUACCGUCCUGUGGACGGGACACGAGCUGCCAUCCAGGGUCGCCACGGCUCUCUUUGCCGCCACCACUCGGACGCUCUAUUGCGGUGGUCUUGCCUGGGUCAUGUACGCCUGCCUUACCGAUAGAGGCGGGUUCCUGACCAGUUUCCUGGCGUGGCCCGGAUGGGCUCCAAUCAGCAGGCUUUCCUUCUGCAUUUAUAUUAUUCACGAUUUCUUGCUCUACUACCAGUGGGUCAGUUUCCCGGGCAGAG